AUGUCUAUCCGUUCGCUACUCAGCUUCGGCUUGUUGGCCGCUCCUUUGGUCGCCGGUCUGCCUGCUGCAGACCACAAGUCAAUUUCAUGCAGCACCAGCACCAGCACCUCCCACUCGACUUCUCACUCGUCCUCCCACUCGUCUUCCCACUCAUCCUCCCACUCCUCGACCCAGACUUCGUCACACAGCUCUGCCACUUCUGCUGUCGUCACCACCACCACCAGCUCUGCUUCUAACACCGUUCAGACCACGACUUUGUUGGCAACAGCCACUGGUAGAAAAGGCUUGAACGACUACGCAAAGAAGGCCGGCAAAGUGUAUUUCGGUACAGCUGCAGAUAUCCCUGGUACUAACGAGACCACCGACAAAUACUACCGUGCAGAACUUGCCAACAGAGAUGAUUGGGGACAAGUCACACCUGCCAAUGCCAUGAAAUGCCACAACUUGAACUGGUACAACCAGCUUCCCGAGUGGCUCACUUCGGGCUCAUGGACAAACGAGACCUUGACCAAGGUUCUUCAGAACCAUGUCACCAACCUUGUCAAGCACUUUGGAGACCGUUGUUACGCUUGGGAUGUCGUCAACGAGGCCCUGAGCGACAGUGGCACCACCGGCAGCCUGGCCGACAACACCACCUGGAGAUCAGAUAUCUGGUACAACACCAUCGGUCCCGGUUAUGUUGCUAUCGCUUUCAAGGCCGCAGAAGAAGCUGUCAAGGCCAACGGGCUCAGCGUCAAGCUCUACUACAACGACUACAACAUCGAGAGUGCCGGUCCUAAGUCCACUGCCGCACAGGCACUUGUCAAGAGUCUCAAGGAUGCAGGAAUCCAGAUUGACGGUGUCGGUCUGCAAUCUCACUUCAUUGUUGGAGAGACUCCCUCCAAGGCCGCUCAGAUGGCCAACAUGCAGGCAUUUGCCGCGCUCAAUGUUGAUGUAGCCAUCACCGAGCUUGAUAUCCGUACCACCACACCUCCUACCGCUGCAGCUCAGCAACAGCAGGUCGUUGACUAUGCCAGCUCUGUUGGUGCAUGCGCAGACGUGGAUGCUUGUGUCGGCAUCACUGCUUGGGACUUUGACGAUACUUACAGCUGGAUCCCUUCGACUUUCCCUGGUCAAGGAUAUGGUGACCUUUUCUUCCAGCCUGGAGGAUACAACACUCCACUCGUCCGCAAGGCAGCCUACGAUGGUUGCAUUCAG
Aureobasidium musti is the source of this 1197-nucleotide messenger RNA. Lineage: Eukaryota; Fungi; Ascomycota; Dothideomycetes; Dothideales; Saccotheciaceae. The record is from the annotation of a GenBank genome assembly.